AUGGUGAUUGGAAUGCAACUCGGCCGGCGAGUCAAUUCAUACUGGGUGAAGGAGGGAGGAGAGAUGUAUCAGGAUGUAUCAGAGUCAACAAAGCGAGCGUCAUCAGGGAAUGCCAAGACGCCAGACAGCCAAUCAGAGACGCCGGGGAACAGCGUGAGCGGGUCCACCGCACCAGCCAAUGAGAGGCGCCAUUGGUGGCCCCGCUGGGGCUCCAAGCACCAACGCGAACCAAGUGAUUUCCUGACUAAGGACACUAGCACCAACAACACAGACCACACCCAGACCGCCUGGGACUCGGAGACGCGCGCUGGCGACGCUACGCUCUUUUCUGUUUCCACAACGAAAUCAUCGGUUGGACUGUGCUCAACUGUUGUCAAUCCUCGCUGGGACCACUUUGUUCGUCCUCGCCCAAUUCCUCAACUCUUCUCCCCCAUCCCACCCUCUCGCACUCUAUUUCCAUCUCUACCGCUGUACAGUGUCCGUGGGAUAUCCGACAAGAUGAGAGAAGUUAUUAGUUUGAACGUCGGCCAGGCCGGUUGCCAGAUCGCCAACUCCUGCUGGGAGCUUUACUGCCUUGAGCACGGUAUUCAGCCUGAUGGGUACCUGACCGAAGAACGCAAGGCCCAGGACCCCGACCAGGGUUUCAGCACUUUCUUUUCCGAGACUGGCCAGGGCAAAUACGUUCCCCGUACCAUCUACUGUGACUUGGAGCCCAAUGUUGUCGACGAAGUCCGCACUGGUACCUACCGCAGCCUCUUCCAUCCCGAACAGAUGGUCACUGGCAAGGAGGAUGCCUCGAACAACUAUGCCCGUGGUCACUACACUGUCGGCAAGGAGAUGAUCGACCGUGUCCUCGACCAGGUUCGCCGUGUCGCCGACAACUGCGCUGGUCUGCAGGGUUUCCUCGUCUUCCACUCUUUCGGUGGUGGUACUGGUUCUGGUUUCGGUGCUCUUUUGAUGGAACGUCUCUCUGUUGAUUACGGCAAGAAGUCCAAGCUCGAGUUCUGUGUCUACCCUGCUCCUCAGAACGCCACCGCUGUUGUCGAGCCUUACAACUCUAUCCUCACCACACACACCACCCUCGAGCACUCCGACUGCAGCUUCAUGGUUGACAACGAAGCCAUCUACGAUAUCUGCCGCCGCAACCUCGGCAUUGAGCGUCCCGGAUACGAGAACCUCAACCGUCUGAUUGCCCAAGUCGUUUCCUCCAUCACUGCUUCUCUCCGUUUUGAUGGCUCCCUGAACGUCGACUUGAACGAGUUCCAGACCAACUUGGUGCCAUACCCUCGUAUCCACUUCCCCUUGGUUGCAUACGCUCCUGUUAUCUCUGCUGCCAAGUCUCUUCACGAAGCCAACUCUGUCAACGAGAUGACCAUGUCUUGCUUUGAGCCCAACAACCAGAUGGUCAAGUGUGAUCCCCGCAACGGCAAAUACAUGGCUACUUGCCUGCUGUACCGCGGUGACGUCGUGCCCAAGGAUACCCACGCCGCCGUUGCCACCCUCAAGACCAAGCGCACUAUCCAAUUCGUCGACUGGUGCCCUACUGGUUUCAAGAUCGGUAUUUGCUACCAGGCACCUGAGAUGGUGCCCAACGGCGAUCUCGCCAAGGUCAACCGUGCUGUGUGCAUGUUGUCCAACACCACUGCUAUCGCCGAGGCCUGGUCCGCUCUCGACCACAAGUUCGACCUCAUGUACUCGAAGCGUGCUUUCGUUCACUGGUACGUUGGUGAAGGUAUGGAGGAAGGCGAGUUCUCCGAGGCCCGUGAAGACUUGGCUGCUCUUGAGCGCGAUUACGAGGAGGUUGCCAGUGAUUCGCUUGAAGACGAGGAAGAAGUUGAGGCCGAAUACUAG
Molecule: messenger RNA, 1851 nt
Organism: Talaromyces rugulosus
Lineage: Eukaryota; Fungi; Ascomycota; Eurotiomycetes; Eurotiales; Trichocomaceae
Exons: 9
Coding region: 1-1851 (616 amino acids)
Biological process (GO): microtubule cytoskeleton organization; nuclear division; nuclear migration by microtubule mediated pushing forces
Cellular component (GO): spindle; cytoplasm; microtubule
Molecular function (GO): GTP binding; structural constituent of cytoskeleton
Source: RefSeq, a predicted model, not a curated record